Molecule: messenger RNA, 5481 nt
Organism: Xyrauchen texanus (razorback sucker)
Lineage: Eukaryota; Metazoa; Chordata; Actinopteri; Cypriniformes; Catostomidae
Product: phospholipase D1
Exons: 26
Coding region: 200-3322 (1040 amino acids)
Biological process (GO): cell motility; regulation of microvillus assembly; intracellular signal transduction
Molecular function (GO): D-type glycerophospholipase activity; phosphatidylinositol binding
Source: RefSeq, a predicted model, not a curated record
ACUCCUCAAAUGAACAGAAAGCAGUUAUCUGUGUUACUACAUAUAUUAAGACAGACUACUAACAGUGUUGAAGCAGAGUAUAGUGACAAUCUGUUGAUAUUUCUCGUGUAUUAGCAAGGUUGGGAGAAGAAGACUCAGAGGUGCCAGUGUUUUCCAUUUCCAUUGGCUGCAAAGGUAAGAUGAAGGCCAUUAAGUGAAAAUGUCUUUGAGGGGCUGUCAGGGGCCUCCUAAACUGGAGCGCCUGGAGAAGGUCAUGAGCCAGUUCUCUGGCAGCCUGGACCAGGAUGACCUGCAGGAUGAUCCACAGGAGCUGGACCUUUGUGGCGAUAAACUGAUGGAAGCAAGGGACAUCUCCUUUCAAGCAAUAUACAACUUUCUCCCAUUCAAGUCCCUGGAUUGUGUUAUAUUUCUUGAAGAAGUGCCAAUCCUGGUGCAAGUGACAGAGGUUGAGCGAUUCACAUCUACAAGGGUGCUGAAUCCCAACUUGUACACUAUAGAGUUGAGCCACAGAGGCUUCAAAUGGAAAGUCAAACGCCGUUUCAAGCACUUUCUGGCACUUAAUCAGGAGCUGCUCAAAUUCAAGGCCCUCUUAAAAAUUCCUCUGCCAAGUCAAAUUCACUCAGUCAAAAGGAAGUCAUUCAAAGGCCGCAAAAGGUUUAAUGGAGGACACCUACCUUCAUUACCACGAAGACCUGAUGCCCUGGUCAAGGAGGAACAGCUCACCAGCAGAAAAAUGCAACUUGAGGACUAUCUGAGGAAUAUAUUGAAAAGGCCUUUGUAUAGGAUACAUCCUGCAACACUUGAAUUCCUGGAAGUGAGUCAAAUCUCAUUUAUUCAGGAUCUGGGACCAAAAGGAUUGGAAGGUCUGAUCUUAAAGAAAUCCGGAGGAAACACAUUCCCUGUAUGUUACUGGUGUGGAUCCAACAGUGUCUGUUACCGUUGGUCCAAAAGAUGGCUGGUGGUAAAAGACUCCUUUGUACUCUACAUGAGGCCGAAGGAUGGCCAAGUAGGUACCGUGAUUCUAUAUGAUAAGGGAUUUCACAUCAAAAUAGGGACCGGAGAGGCUGGAGUGAGGCAUGGAGUCACGAUUGAGAAUCUUUGCAGGGCACUUACUAUCAAGUGCUCCACAUAUAGGCAGGCUCGUUGGUGGGGGCACUCCAUCGAUGAAUUUUCUCAAAUGUUUGGACAGGACUUUCUGAGAGAAAACCGCCAUGGGUCUUUCACACCGGUUAGAGAAAAAACUACAUCAAAAUGGUUUGUCAAUGCAGCUGGAUACUUUGAUGCCAUUGCUGAUGCUCUAGAAGGAGCAAAGGAGGAAAUCUUUAUCACAGCCUGGUGGUUAAGCCCAGAAGUCUUCCUCAAACGACCAGUAGUGAAUGGGAACAUGUGGAGAUUAGACCAUGUCCUCAAGCGGAAAGCACAACAAGGAGUGAAGAUCUUUGUCCUACUCUACAAAGAAGUUGAGGUGGUGAUGGGUCUCAACAGUGAGUACACCAAGAAGACACUGAUGGGACUUCACUCAAACAUCAGGGUUAUCCGACACCCUGAUCACAUGCCCUCCACAGCGUUGCUCUGGGCUCACCAUGAGAAGUCAGUGGUGAUUGACCAGUCGCUGGCAUUCCUGGGAGGGAUUGACCUGGCCUAUGGAAGAUGGGAUGACUCUCAACACAGGCUGACUGAUGUGGGGAGUGUGAGAAGAAGCCCUCAGCACAGUCCUGCUCAGUCCCCCAGUCUCACUCAUCAGUCAGUUGGCACAGUGGAGGAGGAUGGGGUGAUGAAGUUUAGUGUGGUGGUUGAAGACAUUCAGAAUGGCUCAGUGGAGGAUCCAGGGGAGAAAUGUGGGAGCUUCACCCUUCCCAUUGUGGAGGAACAAAGAGAGACCAACCUGAGCCUCACACUCCCAACAGGAAGACUGCUAAGAACCCCCUCAGAGGAGAAAAGUCGGCAUAAUUCUGAUGGAACAGAGUCUAAAACCUGUUCCCUCAGAAGUUACAUAGGCAGUACUGAACUCUGUGGGGACACUCGAUUCUGGCAUGGCAAAGACUACUGCAACUUCAUCCUCAAAGACUGGGUCAAGCUUAACAAGCCGUUUGACGAUUUCAUUGACAGAUAUAAAACACCACGGAUGCCCUGGCAUGAUACUGGUAUUUUGGUUCAUGGGAAGGCUGCUAGAGAUAUUGCAAGACAUUUCAUACAGAGGUGGAACUUUACAAAGUUGGUGAAAAAGCGGUCGGGGGCGACAUGCUACCCCUGCCUCUUGCCCAAGUCUCUCUCCGCACCCAUGCUGCCAGCUGAGUAUGAAGGCAAAUCCACACAGGCUAACAUACAGGUUUUGAGGUCUGUGUGCCAGUGGUCUAUAGGCUCAAAGGUCCACGAGGAGUCAAUUCAUUUAGCCUACAUAUCAGCCAUCCAGAACAGCAAACAUUUUAUCUACAUAGAGAACCAGUUCUUCAUCAGUUGUGCUGACAAAACCAUUCACAACAGCAUUGGAGAUGCACUCACAAAGCGAAUCCUGCGAGCACACAGGGAGAAGAAGAAGUUUCGAGUCUAUGUAGUGAUGCCUCUUUUGCCUGGCUUUGAAGGUGACAUUUCGUCAGGGGGAGGCCAAGCCAUCAAAGCAAUCAUGUACUUUAAUUACAGGACAAUGUGCAGAGGGGAGCACUCAAUUAUAGAGAGGCUCAAAUGUGUGAUGGCAGAUUGCUGGAUCAAAUAUAUCUCAUUCUGCGGUCUUCGCACUCAUGCUGACCUGGAUGGCCGCCUGGUCACUGAACUAAUUUACGUGCACAGCAAGCUCAUGAUCGUGGAUGACUGCACUGUCAUCACUGGCUCUGCAAAUAUCAAUGACAGGAGCAUGCUGGGAAAGAGAGACAGUGAAAUGGCUGUGGUUGUUGAAGACACAGAAUUCCAGCCCUCUGUCAUGGAUGAAAAGAGUUAUCAGGCUGGCAGGUUUGCGCUGUCACUACGGGAAGAAUGCUUCAGGCUCGUUCUUGGCUUGCUGGGAGAUAACAGUAUAGACAUCAGUGAUCCCAUCAGUGACAGAUUCUACAAGGAAAUCUGGAUGGUAACUGCAGCCAAGAAUGCCAGUGUGUAUGACAAGGUCUUCAGAUGUUUACCUACUGAUGCAGUCCUGAACUAUAGGAUUCUGAGGGACUACAUGUCACGCCCUUGUAUGGCAGCCGAGGACCCUGCACAGGCCUGUGCUGAACUGAAGAAGAUACAAGGCUUCCUGGUCCAGUUUCCCUUAUACUUCCUGUCUGAGGAGAAUCUCUUCCCUUCCUUCAACUCUAAAGAGGGAAUCAUGCCCAUCGAGCUAUGGACAUAGGACUUUUUGAACAAGUAAUGGAUGUCUCCUCUGUCAUCCAAGUCAUUUAAUGAUGCUCUAUGUGCCCUCAGUAGAAUGCACAUUUCUGUAGAGGAAAACUUAGCAUUGCAACGAAAAUAAAAAACUGCCUCUGAGCUAUCUAUGGAAUCUGCCUUUAAAUGUUGAUGUAAAUUCUCAGAUAGCUCAGUGUGCCUAAAUAUUUUGUUCAAAUCCUUCAUUCAUCUUCUGUAUUUUUGUCCAAUGUUUUUACUUCAUUGUCCCUGUACAAGGUUUUAACUGACAUCUCUUAGUUAAAUUUGCAUGGAAACUGCAGCAGUUGUAAAAAAUUAACCAUGUUCUUCCAGUAAAUAUGGCUUUAUACUGUUUGUUCAUAGUUAUUUUAAUUUGUUCCUGGUAAUUAUUAUAGAUAACAACAAAUUAUACAAACUCUUCAGGUAAUAUCACUGAGACUUUUAAUUUAAAAGCACACAAUAUAUAUAAAUUGCUGCAAUUUUCAUUUACAAAAUAUAUUAAUUAAAUUAUUUCAAUACAUUAUUUCAAUAUACUGUAUUAUUUUAAUACAUUUUUAUAACUAACAUCUUUAUUAUAAUACUUCAUGUUUUGUAGAAAUCACAGUCACUUAAACAUAUAAUACGGUUACAUUCAAUAUCUUGUCAAAAUAUCUGCAAGUGUUUGUAUGUUAUACAUUUGAAGCCCACCUUAUCACAACACAAGAUAAUUUUGGACUUGACAAACAAACAUUAUAACACAUCCACGUGAUGUAAGACAGUUAUGAUGGCCAAACAAGAGACACUGAUACAAAGACAAACAAAGAGAACUGUAUGGCUUUAGUUAACCAUUAUAUCCAUUAUAUUAACAUUAUAUCUUGAUUGCAGAUUAUUAAUCUCUCAUAUUACAAUAAACUUCCUGAGGACACAUAAUAGCUGCAUCUUUCAUCAUUACUGUAAUAUGUGACUUCUCACUGACAAAAAAAUUGUCACUGAAAAAUGUCAACACAGUAGAGUAAGCUCAUGACUGAAACAAGUAUUAGUGAGUAUUUUCGUGAGUGUGCAAAGCGCAGUGCUACGUACAAAGACCGUGCGCUAAAUGUUAUCAGAUUGAGAGCGCUUAUUCUAAGUGUAAUGUUCGUGCCAGCGCAAAGCGCAAGUGGGCAUGGGUGGGAGUGUUUACUCUACCUGCGGGUGUAUGUGCGCAAACUGUGUAUUGUAUUGGUAACGAAGUGGCGCAAAGCGCAAUGUGCUAUUUUCCUGAGAAAUAGGUCAUUGUGUUAAGACUUUUCAAAACCGUUUUUCUUUUUGCCAUUUGGAGAUUCCACAUUCCAUGUAAUAAAGUUUGUGUCCAAACUCUGAUAAUAUAGCGGAACAAUAAAUUAUGCCCAUGACGAUCACUGUUGUAGCCAUUUAUGUGAUUUGUGUUUAACUAUCUAUAUGUCGUGGUUUAUUUUUCCAUUAUUAUAAUUUUUUUAUGUUUAUAUUUACAAUUGUAUUUAUUAUCUAAUUUGUAUUGUUAUUUUUCCACCUGUUGUCAAAGAUUGAUUUUUAAGUUACUGGAAAUGUGGCUGGUGGAAGAAGUUUGAGAGUGUAAAAGGUUUGGAUUUGGUAUGAUUUUUUUUUACCUUUUUGUUAUUUUAAUUAUAUUUCAUUUAUUUUGAAGUGUAAUUUGAAUUUAGAAAUAUUUCUGGUUUAAUUUUUUCAUGUUUCAAUAAAAGUCCAAAUUGACCGGUAGAAGUGAAGUGUGUUCCAAUACCAUCACUAUUAACUUUGAACAUGUCAUUUUGCCAAAACCACUUGCACCUGGAUGAGCGCAUACUUAGCGCAAAGAAACCUGGAAUUAGCGCAUGCUUGGACGAAAAUACCAAACCUUCGUGUCUAUGCCCACUGACUUUGCGCUUAUGGCAUAGCGCUGCGCUUCGCACUAGUGCUCAAAAUUGGGGCCAUCAUGUUUUUAAAUAGGCUGUCAAAGAUCUUGAAUGGUUGCAGGUGGGGCUUCAAGCAGCAAAUAAUCACUUACUUGGAGCUAAUACAAAAGAUCAUGGCUUAAACCAUCUAGGAAGCAAAUUCAAAAGAUACUGCUGAAUAAUCUUUUCUUAAGAAGUACAAUCUGAAUAGCCAGGAGCUGCUCUGUCUGCAUACAUUGUGUGCGUGUGUGUGUGUGUGCAU